Molecule: messenger RNA, 1905 nt
Organism: Panicum virgatum (switchgrass)
Lineage: Eukaryota; Viridiplantae; Streptophyta; Magnoliopsida; Poales; Poaceae
Product: DUF21 domain-containing protein At2g14520-like
Exons: 11
Coding region: 299-1564 (421 amino acids)
Biological process (GO): magnesium ion homeostasis
Cellular component (GO): intracellular membrane-bounded organelle
Source: RefSeq, a predicted model, not a curated record
GCGCGCGCGUGGCCCACACGUCGGCGCCCCGGCGGUGCGCGUGGCCUCCGCCCGCCACGCCUCCCCCAACCACGGUCCACCUCACUGCGCAGCAGACACCCCACGCCCACGCCCCCGAAAUUAAGAAGGGAACUCCGGAAUCGCUCGAGGUGGUGGGGCGAGCUCGCGCGAGGAGGAGGUGGGGCGAGAAGCUUCUGGUGGUGGUCGCGGUGGCGGUGGUGCUGACCCUCGCCGUCGAAGCGGGCGGGGAGAGAGGGAGGAGCGGGGAUCGCGCGGCGGAAGGCGGGGGAGGCGGUGGAUGGCGGUGGAGUACCACUGCUGCUCGGCGCCCUUCUUCGAGCACAUCGUCAUCAUCGUCGUGCUCGUGCUCUUCGCGGGCCUCAUGUCGGGCCUCACCCUCGGCCUCAUGUCCCUCAGCCUCGUCGACCUCGAGGUCCUCGCCAAGUCCGGCACCGACCAGGACCGCAAGCACGCAGCUAAGAUUUUGCCUGUUGUGAAGAACCAGCACCUUCUGCUAUGCACUCUUCUGAUCUGCAAUGCUGCAGCCAUGGAGGCUUUGCCCAUAUUUCUUGAUAGCUUGGUGACUGCUUGGGGUGCGAUUUUGAUCUCAGUGACACUGAUUCUACUGUUUGGUGAGAUCUUACCGCAGUCCAUCUGCUCACAUUAUGGGCUGGCUAUUGGUGCUUCAGUUGCUCCAUUAGUUCGUGUGCUUGUUUGGAUCUGCUUUCCUGUUGCCUAUCCUAUAAGCAAGCUACUAGACUGUGUGCUGGGUCAUGGUCAAACAGCUCUCUUCCGUAGAGCUGAGCUAAAAACACUUGUCACUCUGCAUGGAAAUGAGGCUGGUAAAGGUGGAGAGUUAACCCAUGAUGAAACUACCAUAAUUGCUGGAGCUCUUGAACUCACAGAAAAGAAGGCUAAAGAUGCUAUGACACCAUUAUGUCAAACCUUUGCAAUUGAUAUAAAUGCAAAGCUUGACAGAGAACUGUUGCAAGAGGUCCUCGAGAAAGGGCAUAGCAGAGUGCCAGUUUAUUAUGAAAAGAAGACGAAUAUCAUUGGAUUGAUAUUGGUGAAGAACUUACUAUCAGUCAACGCUGAUCAUGAGGUUCCUAUAAAAAGUGUAACUAUCCGCAAAAUUCCUCGUGUUUUUGAAGAUAUGCCCCUCUAUGACAUCCUAAAUGAGUUUCAGAAAGGCCACAGCCACAUGGCAGUGGUCAUAAGGAAAAACGUUCCCAUUGAAUCAGCUGAACAACCUGCCAAUGAUGGAGGAACUUUUGAGGUGUCCAUUGCUAUUGAUGAAAAGAACAAUGAAAAGGUCGUGAAGAACCUCCCGCCACCGCUGCGAAGAUGGAAGAGCUACCCUAACACUCAGAACACAUCAAAUAGAGGAAGCAGGCCUAAAAAAUGGUCCAAAGAUCAAUCAGAUGUCCUGCAGAUACAUGAAGAGCCCCUGCCCACAUUGAGCGAAGAUGAAGAGGCUGUCGGUAUCAUAACCAUGGAGGAUGUCAUUGAGGAGCUUCUGCAGGAGGAGAUAUAUGACGAGACAGACGUACAUGAGGAGCAAUGACACUGGCUUCACGGCCCGUGUUUAUAGUUCCCUACUGGAUACAUGAGAAGGAGCUGUUAGAAAAGUGCAUCACACGUAAUAUAUGUACUGUAUGUCGAUAGGUAGAUAGUUCAUUGUAGUACCAGGUGGCUGUCUAGGAUAUCUUUUUGGCAAGAAUACUGUUUGGACUUUGGAGUGCUUCGGUCUCAGGACCGCAGGAUUGCCCAGGUCCGGAAAUUGUGCCGGAUAUACCCCGGUAAGAAACGGACCGCAAACUGUAACGAGCAUCCUGGUGGUAAGAAACGGAAGCGUUUGACGGAUCCGUUCGGUUCAGAAACCCCAAUAAGAUUUCAGUUUCUUUA